Messenger RNA from Microstroma glucosiphilum, 381 nucleotides. Its product is annotated as apses-domain-containing protein. NCBI's taxonomy places the organism in Eukaryota, Fungi, Basidiomycota, Exobasidiomycetes, Microstromatales, Microstromataceae. Gene Ontology annotation, molecular function: DNA-binding transcription factor activity; sequence-specific DNA binding. Gene Ontology annotation, cellular component: nucleus. The annotation marks the transcript as partial. The transcript has 3 exons. The record is from RefSeq and is a predicted model, not a curated record. Gene Ontology annotation, biological process: positive regulation of transcription by RNA polymerase II.
AUGGGCGCUCCUGGCUACCCUUCGGCACCACAAUACAGCACUCAACUUCCGCUGGCUGGACGCCAUCGGGUGACCACGACAUUAUGGGAAGACGAAGGCACGCUCUGCUUCCAAGUCGAUGCUCGAGGCGUCUGCGUUGCCAGGCGACAUGACAACAGCAUGAUCAACGGCACAAAGUUGCUCAAUGUAUGUGGUAUGUCACGUGGUAAGCGAGACGGUAUCUUGAAGAACGAAAAGGAGCGAAUUGUCGUCAAGGUCGGUGCUAUGCACCUCAAGGGCGUCUGGAUCACUUUCCAACGAGGCAAGCAGCUUGCAGAGCAGAACGGCAUCGCCGAUGUUCUCUACCCGCUUUUCGAGCCCAACAUCCAGUCCUUCCUGUAC